AAACAUGAUACCAGGUGUUAAACAAAAAUGUAAAAUAAAGUAAAACAACAACAUAUUUAAACAAUUUUUAUGAAAUAAUAUAAAACAUCUAUAAUGAAUAAAGCUAUGCGCAAAAUAACUUAUUAUGAAAAUAUAUUGGAAUUUAAAGAAAACACCAAAGAAGAUUUAAAUCUGAAUGAAAUAAACAAUUGGCAACUAUGUCGAACUUGUUUGAUAGAAACCAAGGAAGAUGAUGUAGAUUUGGAAAAAAUGAGAAUUAUGGAUGUAAUGGAAGGAAGUUUUCUUAGCAUAAAGGAAAUGCUAGUACAGACCACUAAUAUCAAGAUGUGUACUACAGAAAAUCUACCCUCAAAAGUUUGCAAGGAAUGUUUUAGUAAAAUCACAGCAUUGUAUUAUUUUUCUAUACAAGUUCAUAAAGCUGAUAAGAUUUUAAUUAAAUUGGAUCAUAAACUAAAAGGUUACAAGGAUGGAAUGUCCGAAAUAUUAACAGAGGAAGUGAGUAGUUAUAAUGAAAAUGAAUUGCCUGAAGAUAGUAUACUACUCGAAGUCGAAGAACUUUUCGAUAUAGAAAAUGUGGAGAAUAUUGCAACAAGUUUAGAAGAUGCUAAUACAAACACAUUGGAAGAAGAGUCAAAGAAAGAUUUGGAGAAAACUGUCGAUGAUAAGGAUAGCUUAGACUAUUACGAGGAUAUUGCACAACUAGAAGCAUCAUUAUCGUUAACAGAUGAUGAACUUGGUGAUGAUUUUAAAGGUGAAGAAGAAAAUUUACUGGAAAAAGAUCUUUUGGAGGAUCCUAGUACUAGUAAUAGUGAGAAAGAGGAGGAUAAUGUGGUUGUAGCACCAAAAAUAGUUAAAUCCGUUAAGAAGAGAAAAAUUAGCAAAGUACCUCCUACGUCAGGUUAUAGACACAAACAGCCACGUGUUACAAGUCCUCUUUUAAAUGAAAACAGUUGCGCCAUAUGCCAAAAGACUUUUGAACGCCAGCAAGAUCUUGUCAAUCACGUUCGUUCAUUACAUCCCAAUUCAAAAGCUUAUAAAUGUCGAGUUUGUGGUAAUCUUUUCUCCCACAUACAGUCAUUAUCACGACACAUGAACAACCACAAAGAGUCAGUGGUGUUAAAUGAGUGUGAAUAUUGUGGGAAACCCUUUAUACGUGUCGAUGAUUUAAAACGUCACAUAAGAGUUCAUACCGGCGAGAGACCUUAUGCCUGUUCGUUCUGCGACAAAGCAUUUCAACAAUCGAAUGAUUUAAAAUCGCACGAGGAGAAACACUAUCUAACAAAAAUAUUUGAAUGCACCGAAUGCAAAGCGACCUACACAUCUCGUAAUGGUUUGUAUUUGCAUAAAAGAAAAAAUCACAAACAAAAAUUGUCUACUGAGAAAGAACUUCGCUAUGCUUGCAACUUGUGCGAAAUGUCGUUUGAACAUUAUCUUGAUUUGAAAAAUCACCAAAAGAAACACUUUCUAUCGGAAAUAAUUAAGUGUGAUCAAUGCGAAAAUACAUAUAUAUCACGUAAUGGUUUAAGCUUGCAUAAGAAAAAGUAUCACAAAACACAUGACGAUCAGACACAAAAGGAGAACGAAAAAGAAAUGAUUGUUGAAUUAUUAGGAUUAGAAGAGGUUGAGGAUGAAGAAAAGGAAUCUGGAAAGGAAAAAGAAGAAGAAAGCUUAAGGAUAGAAAGUGAAAAGGAAUCCAUAAGGCAAGACGAAGAUGAUACGUAAAUGAUGAAGGAAGAUGAAGAAAAGUAGUAAUGUAUUUAACAUUUUGUUAUUUAUUAACUUAAAUAUAUAUUCACAUAUGUAUGAGAUCAAACAA
Molecule: messenger RNA, 1816 nt
Organism: Lucilia cuprina (Australian sheep blowfly)
Lineage: Eukaryota; Metazoa; Arthropoda; Insecta; Diptera; Calliphoridae
Product: zinc finger protein 600-like
Exons: 3
Coding region: 94-1722 (542 amino acids)
Biological process (GO): regulation of transcription by RNA polymerase II
Cellular component (GO): nucleus
Molecular function (GO): RNA polymerase II transcription regulatory region sequence-specific DNA binding; zinc ion binding; DNA-binding transcription factor activity, RNA polymerase II-specific
Source: RefSeq, a predicted model, not a curated record